AUGUUAGACAAUGAACGAUGUUUAUUAGACUGCAUUUAUAGGCCUCACAUGCUUGAUUCCAUAAAUACAAUUACUAAAUCUAUCACAUAUGCAAAACAUUUAAUAACAACAAAGUAUGACGGAUUAUUAGUGUGUGGUGAUUUCAAUUUACCCCCUAUAAAAUGGAAUAACAAUGGUGUAAAGUCAGUUAAAGACACAAAUAUUAAUUCGUUAGCAAAUCAAUUCAUCGACUGUUUAUCUGAUGCAUAUUUAACUCAAUUUGUAACAGAUCCUACUUUUCAAGCUGAUGAAAUUACGUCAACUAGUACACUGGACCUUAUAAUAGCCGAAUGCAAUGAAAAAAUUAAAGAAAUUUUUCAUUUACCGCCUCUAGCAAACUUAAAAAAAGGACAUCAUGUCUUGACAUUUCUUUUCAAAACAAAAUCAAUGCCACAACCAAAGUUUAUUUGCAAAAAAAUGUUUCAUAGUACGAAUUAUGAAUUAAUGUCUGAUUUUUUCACUAACUGUGAUUGGAGAAUUAAUUUUGAAAAUCGAAACGUAAACGAAUGCUAUGAUGCUUUCCUAAAAUAUUACAAUAUUGCGUGUGAUAAAUACGUCAAAAUCAAAUAUGUAAAAACGAAUUAUAAGUCAUGCAACUGGAUAUCUCUGCCACUGAAAAUAAAAAUGAAGUCAAAAAAUAAACUUUGGUUCAAAUGUUUGGCCUGUGGCUUUUCCAAUGCAAAACUGGUAGAAGAAUACAAACAGAGUAAAAUAACAUACAAAAGGUUACUCAAAAAAACAGUAAAAGAGUAUGAAUUAAAGUUAGCCAUUAAUGCUAAACAUAACCCAAAGCUUUUGUAUUCAUAUGUGAAGCAGAAGAAAAAAAUCAAGUCGAGUAUAAAUUCCUUAAAAGAUAAAAGCGAUUGUACGAUCACAGAUUCAAAAGACAUAGCAAAUACUUUAAAUGACCAUUUUCAAGAUGUAUUCACAAAAAACGAUGUUACCGAAGUACCAAAAUUCGAAAAGCGUACAAACAAUAUAUGUGGCACACCGUUAUUUGAUUUUAAUUUGGUUUACAAUAUAUUAGUGAAGUUGGAUCCAAAUAAAUCUGCUGGCCCAGACGGAGUAAGUCCAAUUUGUAUUUGUCCAGAUGAUUGGAAAUCUGCACACAUAACACCUUUAUAUAAAAAAGGUAGCAAACUAAUUACAAGCAAAUAUCGUCCAAUUUCUUUGAUGUCAGUUGUUAGUAAAGUUAUGGAAAAAAUUGUCAAUAACAGUUUGGUCCAACACUUAGUACAAAAUCACCUAACUUCAACUAAUCAACAUGGUUUUGUGCACAACAAAUCAUGUACAACUAAUUUAAUUGAAACAAUGGACUUUAUUACCUAUUCAUUAUCUAAAGGAAAUGCGGUUGAUGUAGUAUUCAUGGAUUUCGCUAAAGCCUUCGAUGUUGUUCCGCAUAGAUAUUUAAUUCACAAGUUGUCGAAUUAUGGAAUUAUAGGUCACACUUUAAAGUGGCUUGAAUCUUUUUUAAAAAAUUGUUAA
Hydra vulgaris (swiftwater hydra) is the source of this 1524-nucleotide messenger RNA. RefSeq lists its product as uncharacterized. Gene Ontology annotation, molecular function: catalytic activity. NCBI's taxonomy places the organism in Eukaryota, Metazoa, Cnidaria, Hydrozoa, Anthoathecata, Hydridae. The record is from RefSeq and is a predicted model, not a curated record.